AUGUCAGACAACACUCAGGAUAUCCUCAAGGAAGCAGCAGCAGCGGCUGCUGUUGGUGGAUCUUUGUUUAGUACAUUUGAUAUAAUUAUGCUUAUAUUUCUAUUUGGAGCGGCUCUUUGGUGGCUUUACACAUCCAGAAAGGAGAAUAAAAAGGAUGAUUUACUUCUUAGCAAAUAUUCAAUUCAGCCCGCCGGUUCUAUACAAAUUACAGAAAAUUCUUUUAUUAAGAAGUUGCAAUCAUCUGGAAGAAGUCUAGUGGUAUUUUAUGGGUCUCAAACAGGUACCGGGGAAGAAUUUGCAGGGCGAUUAGCGAAAGAGGGUAUACGUUACAAAAUGAAAGGAAUGGUAGCCGACCCUGAGGAAUGUGAUAUGGAGGAAUUAACAAAGCUGAGAGAUAUCGAAAACUCUUUAGCAGUAUUUUGUUUAGCAACAUAUGGUGAAGGAGAUCCUACAGAUAACGCCAUGGACUUCUAUGAAUGGUUAAAAAGUGGUGAUCCUGACCUAACAGGACUAAAUUACGCGGUAUUUGGCUUGGGUAAUAAGACAUAUGAACAUUUUAACUCAGUCGCGAUCUAUGUAGACAAGCGUCUAGAAGAACUUGGAGCUACAAGAGUAUUUGAACUUGGUCUCGGAGAUGAUGAUGCUAAUAUUGAAGAUGAUUUUAUCACAUGGAAGGAGAAAUUCUGGCCGGCUGUUUGUGAGAAAUACAAUAUUGAAAGUACUGGCGAGGAGGAGCUGACACGUCAAUUCCGACUCGUAACACACGCUCCCGAUGAAAUAACUCCCAACGAAGUGUUUACUGGAGAAAUCGCUCGGUUACAUUCCUUCCAGAAUCAGAGAGUGCCAUUUGAUGCUAAAAAUCCAUUCUUAGCUCAAAUUAUCGUAAAUAAAGAAUUGCACAAAGGUGGUGAUAGAUCAUGUCUGCACAUUGAAUUGGAUAUUUCAAACUCGAAGAUGAGAUAUGAAGCAGGUGAUCAUGUGGCUGUGUAUCCAAUUAACGAUAGAGGUUUAGUAGAACGUCUUGGUGUUUUAACGGGUGCUGAUCUAGAUGAAGUCUUCUCUCUAAUCAACACUGAUCAAGAAAGCACUAAGAAGAAUCCAUUCCCAUGCCCCACAUCGUACCGAACUGCACUAUCACAUUACGUUGAAAUAACUGCUUUACCGAGGACCCACAUUUUGCGGGAGCUUGCUGAAUACUGUGUUGAAGAUGAGGAUAAGAAUAAGUUACUAUUGAUGUCAACCAACUCUCAAGAGGGGAAGGCCUUGUAUCAGUCAUUUGUAGUGGACUCCUGUAGGAAUAUAGUUCAUAUUCUGGAAGACCUGAAGUCCUGCAAGCCACCGCUGGAUCACCUCUGUGAACUGCUGCCUCGCCUCCAACCUAGAUAUUAUUCAAUUUCAUCAAGUCCUAAGUUGUACCCGGAGACUGUUCACGUGACGGCUGUGGUCGUUAAGUACGAGACUCCGACUGGAAGGCUCAAUAAGGGAGUCACCACGACUUGGCUGGCGGAAAACAAACCUGAACCAGGGAAACCAUUCCCCAGGGUACCCAUCUACAUCAGAAAGUCACAGUUCAGGUUGCCCCUUCAGACUCAGACGCCAGUGUUGAUGGUGGGGCCAGGAACGGGAUUAGCUCCCUUCAGAGGUUUCCUUCAAGAGCGAUCCCACGCUAGAAUAAAUGGCAAGGAAGUCGGUGAUACAAUAUUAUACUUCGGAUGCAGGCAUCGCGACCAGGACUACAUCUACCAAGAGGAACUGGAAGAGUUUGAGAGGAACGGAGACGUCACGUUACACGUGGCCUUCUCACGCGACCAGCCUAAGAAGGUCUACGUGACGCACUUGUUGGAGAACAACUUGGAACAGAUAUGGGACGUGAUCGGCAAAAGGAACGGACAUUUCUAUAUUUGCGGCGACGCUAAGAACAUGGCUGUCGACGUCCGUAACAUUGUGCUCAAGGCCGUUCAAGAGAAGGGAGGUCGCUCAGAAACCGAAGCCGUGCAGUUCCUUAAGAAACUGGAAUCCAUGAAGAAAUAUUCAGCCGAUGUAUGGAGUUAA
Danaus chrysippus (African queen) is the source of this 2052-nucleotide messenger RNA. The record is from the annotation of a GenBank genome assembly. Lineage: Eukaryota; Metazoa; Arthropoda; Insecta; Lepidoptera; Nymphalidae.